AGAUAAUGGGUCAGAUAGAAGACCAUCGGUUUUAAUCUGGUUGACUUUAGUGGAUUUAUUUCACCGUUAUAUCUUAGGAGAUCCGUAUCGGGAAGAAACUGAUAUCUUUCCUGACACUGACAGACUAAACGCUCCUCUGCGGCUACAUUUGCGCCUUUUGUCAGCGGAAAUACAGGAUGAUGUUUAUAAUUAGACGCUAAAACAACUGACGGCGCUUUUGUCGAGGCUUGGGAAAAACAUAAAGGAAGGUGUUUCCACAACCAGCGCUGUCAAACACAAGAGGACCAUAAAUGUGACUCCUUCCCACUGCGGGCGGCGUUCAAGAACAAAAUCCAUCCAAAAUGAUGUCAGGGAAGCAUUUCAAGGCUCAUGAAGUGAGCUGCUGCAUCAAGUAUUUCAUUUUCGGAUUCAACAUAAUAUUCUGGUUCCUUGGAGUGGCGUUCCUCGGCAUUGGGUUGUGGGCAUGGAGCGAAAAGGGUGUCCUCUCCAACAUCUCAUCCAUCACAGACCUGGGGGGGUUUGACCCAGUCUGGCUCUUCUUGGUAGUGGGUGGUGUGAUGUUCAUCCUCGGAUUCGCUGGUUGCAUCGGAGCACUGCGAGAAAACUCUUUCCUGCUCAAAUUUUUCUCCGUGUUCCUGGGUAUCAUCUUCUUCCUGGAGCUGACUGCAGGAGUCCUGGCCUUUGUCUUCAAAGAUUGGAUCAAGGACCAGCUCAACUUUUUCAUUAACAACAACAUUCGGGCCUACAGAGAUGACAUUGAUCUGCAGAACCUAAUAGACUUCACCCAGGAAUAUUGGGAGUGUUGUGGAGCUUUUGGAGCUGAUGACUGGAAUCUGAACAUCUACUUCAACUGUACUGAUUCAAACCCGAGUCGCGAGAAAUGUGGAGUGCCCUUUUCCUGUUGCACCAAAGAUCCAGCGGAGGAUGUCAUCAACACUCAGUGUGGCUACGACAUCCGAGCAAAAACAGACUCUGAGCAGCGGACCUUCAUCUAUAUCAAAGGGUGCGUUCCUCAGUUUGAGAAGUGGCUUCAAGACAACCUGACAGUGGUGGCAGGCAUCUUUAUUGGAAUUGCAUUACUACAGAUUUUUGGCAUCUGUUUAUCACAGAAUCUCGUGAGCGACAUUGAAGCUGUGAGAGAGAGUUGUUUGUUUACCUAAGACCUCCACAGAAUCUCCAAAGGCCAGAAGGAUGUACCCAGACUCAGGAUGCCAGCAAUGAAGGGAAAUCAGUUAAUCAGCUAAUAUGUCCAGAACCAAGAGUCUCAUUCAUAUGUAAAUAAUAAAUUUAGAGUUAUUUUUAGAGUUAAUUGUGGCCCUAUUUUUUAAAUAAAGCACUACCUUUAACAUGUAUUGUGGCUCUCAUACAACACAAAUUAUACAAAUGUAACGCUUUAAAUGAGGAGCCGGGGGGGUCAUAGCUUGAAAUGAAGGUAGAUUUGAUGUUUUAUCAGAGGUAGUGCUUCAUUCAGAAAAGGGCCUUGGUUUUAUAUGUCUCACAGCUGCAGUUUUUAACACUGCAUGUAAAAGGUUGUGUACAAAGACAAAAGUGAUUCUGGAAAAUGCACUGCAUGCCUCUUGUCUACUGGUGGGACAUUGGCUCUCCUAAAUGUAUUAACAUUAAUGUUAAGUAUUUUAAAAGAUUUGUAAAAUAGUCACUAGUUUAGAGUGAAUCGGCUGGUUAGCACUUUGUUGAAUGUUUAAUGGAAUCUAUUUAAAGUGAGAAGAGAAUUAACUUUAGAUUAAUUUCCAUCUGCGACAUCAUGCUUAUAUUAUACAGGUACAUACAGUCUGUAAGCAGAGUUUUUGUGGGGGCUGUGGUGGAUAUAUUAACAUGUAGUAUCUUGAAGGGAUAUGAUGGAUGUUGUAGGCUUUGCAAAGUUGCAGUUUGUUAAAAGUUAUGGCAGUGACAUUAAAAAAAAAAAAAAAAAAAAAAUGUGGCACCUGAAUCAAAGCUCAUCCUUAAGCACUUUAAUCUUAAAUUUAGGGUAAUGGAGUAUAUUGCAGUUUCUAUCAUGACUGUUAUUUUAGUCAAGCGGCAGCCACUGGAGGGGGCACUUUGCACUCAAAUGUGCAAACUCCAUCUGUAACUACAUGAUGUUUCACAAUGUCUGAUAAUUUGUCCAAAAGCAGCUUGACUGAAAAUGUGUUGUGCUGUUCCUUACACAUUACCGUAUCUUACCGUUAGUGUUCAUUUAUUCAUUUUCCUCCAUUUUUUUUUUUGAGUUAUUGCCAAUAUGUUUCUGUGAUGAAAUCUGCCUAAUUGAUGAGAUACCUUCUUUUCACUGGAAAAUUAGGAUACAAACUAUUUCCAGGGCUCAUGAACGGCAUGCUGGUACUGCUUGGUGGCUAUAAAAUUAUUUAUAGCCUACAUACAUUACUUGAAAGUAGAGCACACAGGCUCUCACCAGCAUUAUUUUAUGAUGCUAACUUGGAAAGGGAGAUGCAGCUUAUGCUUUUUUCUUUUUAGACAUUACCUGGAAUCAUACAUUUGUGUAAUAACCUAUACUGGAACUGCAUAGCAUGAAAGUAGAAGCAGCCAUUUUAUGUAAAGGUUGUGUGAACCUGUAGUAGGUUACACAGAGUUUCCUUUGCAGUCAAAGCUUCUGCAACCUUGGUGAAUGGACCUGAUGUUAAAAAAUAAAUAAAUAAUGCAUUUCUGCCUUGUGAAAUCUUAUAAAUGUAAUACAGCAGCAGUGGUGGUGGGGGUCAAAUAUCCUUUUUUCCACAAAAAGCUUUGUAUGAUUCUUGUUGACUGGUCACACUUUCCCUUACCACUCAGUGCCAUAUUUGUGAUUUCUACUUCUACAUACUCCUGAUUAUAAUGCUAAUUUUGUUUCAUGUGUACUCCUGAUUCUUGUCAAUAACUGGACUGUGACAAGUUGUAAAUAUAUAUCUGAAUAAAUGUGGUUCUUUGUA
This is a messenger RNA of Micropterus dolomieu (smallmouth bass), 2918 nucleotides long. RefSeq names its product tetraspanin-5. Bases 342 to 1160 code for a protein of 272 amino acids. Gene Ontology annotation, biological process: regulation of vascular endothelial growth factor signaling pathway; protein localization to plasma membrane; protein maturation. Gene Ontology annotation, cellular component: membrane. Lineage: Eukaryota; Metazoa; Chordata; Actinopteri; Centrarchiformes; Centrarchidae. The transcript has 10 exons. The record is from RefSeq and is a predicted model, not a curated record.